GCUCUCUCGUUCACAACCAUAACAGUCCAUCGCAAAAAUACCAGAACCAACUUUGCCAAUGUUGCAGCAUUCGGAAUCUCUGGCGCCGCUGAAUCUGCAACUCGUUUCCAGCCUCGAGGACGUGUACAUGCAGAGCCCCGUCAUGAGCGAUGGCCACGCUGCGCGGGCCCACGCGGCCAGGAAGAGCGCCUUCCUGUCAAUGUCUCCGACGUGCAACUUCGAGGCCUUCAGCCUGCACUUCCACUUGCCACUCAAGGUGGCGGCCGAAAAGUUCGGAGUCCGUGCCACAGCCUUCAAGAAACGCUGCCGGGCCAUCGGUAUUCGUCACUGGCCGUACCGUAAGGUGCGCAGCCUCAAGCGAUCGCUGCAGGAGCUCAAUCGUUGCCAGGAACAGGCGCCGCUCAGCGACAAGCAACAGGCGCAGUAUGCCACAUUCAAGUGCCAAUUGGACAGACUCAUGGCCCCGGAGACCUACGGACUGGAUCCGUCUGGCCGUCUCGGGCCACAACACCAACAGCUCUUGGCCUGCGAUGACGACGACGAAGACGCCGAGUCCGAGAACGACAACGACUCGCUCGCGUCACAGAGUCCGCGAUUCGGCACUGAACUGGGCUUCUACGACUGCACCGUUAGCCCUACCGACGGGAAUGCCAAGACCCUGGGCGACGUCAUCCCCGCCGGGUCUGCCCACCUCCGUAUCCGUAGAAGCCAGGUGAUGCACUUGCCGCCGGCCCAUUUGUCGUUCUUCGACAGAGGUCUCAAGACCGAGCAGGACUUCAACGAGAACUACUACGCUCAACAGCAGUUCUACGGCCACUUUGACAGUUUGGCCAAGUCGAGUUCGGACAAAGCUGCUGACCUCAUUAUGAAGGCGUCGCCCGCCAGUCACAAGAAGGCGUUCGUCGAAGACUACCCUCCCAGCGCCUUUGACAGCGCAGAUCUCGAUUUCCUGCCUUCGGAGACCAAGUAUGCCGACGUACGGUCUCUGAAUGAUGCGGACGAGGAGUUCACGGCCCACGCGAGCCAAGUGGACUACAGUAGUGAAAGGUUUUUUGACGACGUGUUCUUGCAAAUCUCGCCGGACUACGGCUGCUUGGUGUAA
Molecule: messenger RNA, 1102 nt
Organism: Phytophthora infestans T30-4
Lineage: Eukaryota; Oomycota; Peronosporomycetes; Peronosporales; Peronosporaceae
Exons: 1
Coding region: 59-1102 (347 amino acids)
Molecular function (GO): DNA-binding transcription factor activity
Source: RefSeq, a predicted model, not a curated record